CUGGGAAAUGGGCUCACGAGAGCUUCCCCACAGCCUCCUGCGGGCCGCCCGGUCCCCCACGGGGGCCCUGGAACCCCUGAAGCACUCGGCCCGGGCCGGCCACCCCGACCACCUCGGCCUCCCGAGUCUCCACCUGGCCCUGACCCUUCGGAGCCCCCACAGCAGCCCCCGGGCCCCAGCCUCAGCCCCCGGCGACCCCCAGGCCCUGGGCCCGAAGGCCAGGGAGACGGAGGCCUGGGAGGAGCCUGUGGGCCUGCCCGGGCUCCCGGUGGCCAGGCGGGACCAGCAGGAGGGGGCGCUGCCCCUGCUCCUGGCCCGGCAGCUGCGGGCGUGGCCGGGCGGCACCGGGCCGAGGGGCCAGCCCAUGCCGGGGGAGGCGCCCCCCUCUCCACCCACUGGCCCCGACUCAGAGGGCCCAGAGGGGCCCGCAGCUAGGACGGGCCUGAGCAGCCCUGGGGGCGAGGAGGACACAGACAAGCCCCUGGACCUCUCGGAGAGGGCGCGGGGCCGGGGCCCCCCCACGCCCGCCGUCCAGCCGGGGAUGCGGAGCCCCCCUGCAGCCCACGCCCCCAGCCCCAGGCCGCUCCUGGGGGCCGAGCCCCCGGCCCUGCCUCGCAGCCCCUGGGCGCUCAGUGGGGGCAUCCAGGGAGCCAGGACACCGGAGCCAGAGGAGCCCCCCGCGGUCAAGGGGCGCCGGCCCAGCCUGCCCUCUCCGGGCCGGACCCCAGGCGAAGCCAGAGGGAGGCCAAGACCGUACCUGGGCCCCCAGGGCCCCCAGGCUGACAGCCCCCCAGAGCCCCGAGCAGCCCACGGCCUGCGGCUGGACUUGGACACUUCGGACAAUGAGGUGGGCCUGAGCCCCCCGUCCAGCCUGCCAGGGGCAGGGCCCCGGUGCGCCUGUGGCCAGGAGCGUGGGCCGGGCCAGCAGCGGAAGAGGAACCUCCGAGAAGCCGUGUCCCGAGAGGAGGAACCCCGGGGGGCCCCCAACAGAGGCCUGGGGGCCCAGGAGCCCGAGGGAGCCUGUGGAGGGCAGCCACUCACUGGACACCAGCAGCUGCGAGGAGGCCUAGCGGGCAGCGGGACCCCACGCGCCAGCCAGCCCCACAGCGAGCUGCUGGGCAGGGCCGGAGGGGCAGGGGAUGCCAAGGAGGCCUCCGAUCACCUCUGA
This is a messenger RNA of Condylura cristata (star-nosed mole), 1168 nucleotides long. It is a transcript of the gene RBBP8NL, whose product is annotated as RBBP8 N-terminal like. The record is from RefSeq and is a predicted model, not a curated record. Lineage: Eukaryota; Metazoa; Chordata; Mammalia; Eulipotyphla; Talpidae. The transcript has 5 exons. The coding region runs from base 8 to 1168 and encodes 386 amino acids.